CAAAAAGCUUUUCUAAACUUUCUCUUCUUUCACUUGCCCAACACAACACUUCUCAAUAACCAAAAAAGCCAACCCAAAGCUUAAAAAAGGAAAAAGAGAAAAACUCUCUCUCCAUGGACUUCCAUCUGAAGCAAUGGAGAAACCAGCAGCAUGAGUCAGAAGAAGAAGAAGAACAGCCCUCUGAGAAGAUGCCAAAACUCCUUCUGGAUCCUCCUCAUGAACCACAACAACAAGAACAACAGCACUACCCAAUAUCUGGGUCUACUGCUGCUCCUCUUCCUUUGUUUGUACCUGAACCCCACAGUAAUAAUAAAAACAGUAACUUGUCAGCGUUCCUAGAUUCAAGCACAGCUCCUCCUGCCACCGCCAGAUUUCCGAGAAUGGGAGGUAGUGGUUACUUUAGCUUAGCUCAGUGGCAGGAGCUAGAGCUACAAGCUUUGAUCUACAGAUACAUGUUAGCUGGUGCUGCUAUUCCUCCUGAACUACUUCAACCAAUCAAGAAAAGUCUUCUUCACUCUCCUCCCUAUUUCCUUCAUCACCCACUUCAACAUUAUUCUUAUUAUCAGCCUGCUUUGCUGCAAACAGGGUAUUGGGGAAGAGCAGCCAUGGAUCCGGAGCCCGGCCGGUGCCGGAGGACUGAUGGGAAGAAAUGGAGGUGCUCAAGGGACGUAGUGGCUGGCCAGAAGUAUUGCGAGCGCCAUGUUCAUCGUGGCCGCAACCGUUCAAGAAAGCCUGUGGAAAUCCCCACAACCAAUUCCUCCACCAGUACUAAUACCAAUUCUACUGGUAUUGGCGGCGGCGGUGGCGGAGGCAGUGCGGGUGGUGCAAUCAGUGCUGCUUUCAGUAGCAGCAGCCCAGCUAUUGUCGCACCACUUUUAUCAGGGGUGGCUAGUGGGACUAGUCUUUCUUUUUCUGGACAUUCCCCUUCAAACGAGUUACUUCACCUCAACAAUAGAUCCUCGGAUCCCAAAGCUGAAAUCAAAGGCCUUCUCCUUGGCCCUCAAAAUGAGGUUGCUAACAGAAGUGAUGGCCAUAUUCUGAGGCACUUUUUUGAUGACUGGCCGCGUUCGCUUCAAGAACCUGAUAAUACAGCAAGUAAUGCUAGUCCAAUGAACUCCGCGACCUGUCUGUCAAUUUCAAUGCCAGGAAACUCAUCUUCUGAUGUGUCGUUAAAAUUGUCCACCGGCAAUGGAGAGGAGCCGGCAGGAUCCAGAGGCAGUGAAAGGGAGCAUCAUCCACAAGUGAAUUGGACGGGAGGGUGGGGCACAAACCAGAUGUCUCCCAUGGGAGGACCACUUGCUGAGGCAUUGAGAUCCUCCACCUCUAAUUCAUCUCCAACUAGUGUUCUACACCAGUUGCCUCAGGGAUCGACCUCCGAAACUAUCUACGUUAGCACUUGAUUUUAGUUUCUGUUUUGUAUAUACAUUAAUAAUGUGUUUCUAUGUUUUCUUUUAUUGCAUGUUAUAGACAUCCCAUUCAUAAUCCUACUUCGUAGGAUUCGUAUGGAUGGCACUACCAACUUUGUUUGUUUUAAUUGGAAAUGUUUCACCAUUUGUUUGUUCAAAAUCUUCGGUCUCUCUGUCGGCU
This is a messenger RNA of Ricinus communis (castor bean), 1587 nucleotides long. Its product is annotated as growth-regulating factor 3. The transcript is spliced from 4 exons. Lineage: Eukaryota; Viridiplantae; Streptophyta; Magnoliopsida; Malpighiales; Euphorbiaceae. Gene Ontology annotation, molecular function: ATP binding. The record is from RefSeq and is a predicted model, not a curated record. The coding region runs from base 114 to 1400 and encodes 428 amino acids. Gene Ontology annotation, cellular component: nucleus. Gene Ontology annotation, biological process: DNA-templated transcription; developmental process; regulation of DNA-templated transcription.